AGAGAGAGAGAGAGAGAGGGGUGUCAUCUGCCGUGAUCCGACGGGUUGUUCUUACGGCGAACGCGUCUGAUCGCCAAGCCAGCCAAAGGAGAGGGACUAAAGAAGAACAGUGUAAUAUUUUCACGAAAAGAGGUGGAGAAAAAGGCGAGAAUGGCGCAUGCCAUGUGACCCGACAGCGCAUCGAGGAACGCGUCAGAUGAAGGAGAAUCUACUGGUAAGUUUCUCGUCAUGAUCACUGGCCCACCCGCACCAUGGGCGGAGGAGGCUGAUGGAAGCUGGUAAAACACGGAACAAUUACUGCUGCUUCUUCUUCUUCUUCUUCCCGGUGUUUGUUUUCAUGGAUUCACCGUCAGCUACCUUCCUCCUGCAACCGUUAUCUGUAGCCUCCCUCUUCCUGACCUGAGCUCCGAUCGUCUGACCGCACCAGAAGCCACCCUCUUAGAUGAAGGUGACGGCCAGAAGAGCUCAACUCCACCACCAGAAAGCUCUCCAGCUCUGGAAAUACUAUAAAUGGAUUCUCUGGCUAGCUCUCUCCGUCUACCUCUUCCUCACCACCACCUCCUCCUCCUCCUCCUCUUUCUUGUCUCAUCCCCUUCACCUCAAACCGAAUCUCCCGGCUCGAGCUCUGAUCGAGGCGCGGGAGCCCUCUUCUUCGCCGCUUCCUAAGGUGUAUGUCUAUGAGCUCCCUUCUCGGUACAACAAAGACUGGCUGUCGGACCCGCGGUGCGGCAGCCACCUGUUCGCCUCGGAGGUGGCGAUCCAUCAGGCGUUGCUUGGGUACCCCGGCCGCGCGGUUGACCCCAACGACGCCGACUUCUUCUUCGUCCCAGUCUACGUCUCCUGCAACUUCAGCACGCCCAACGGCUUCCCCUCCCUCCACCACGCUCGCCCGCUCCUGUCCUCGGCGGUGGACUUCGUGUCCUCCCGCUUCCCGUUCUGGAAUCGCUCCCACGGCAGCGACCACGUCGUCGUCGCCUCUCACGACUACGGCGCCUGCUUCCACGCCAUGGAAGAUGUUGCGAUGGCGGACGGGAUACCGGAGUUCUUGGAGAGGUCGAUCAUCCUGCAGACGUUCGGGGUGCGGUCGCCGCACCCGUGCCAGCGAGCAGAGCACGUUCUGAUUCCUCCCUACGUGCCGCCGGGCAUCGAAGACGUGCGGCCGGCGCCCGAGAAGGCGAGGCGCGACAUCUUCGUCUUCUUUCGCGGUAAGAUGGAGGUCCAUCCCAAGAACGUCAGCGGCCGCUUCUACGGCAGGAGGGUGAGGACGGAGAUAUGGCGGCGGUACAGCGCGAACCCGAGGUUCCGGCUGCAGAGGAAACGGUCCGGCGAUUACCGAGCCGAGAUGGCGCGGUCGGUGUUCUGCCUGUGCCCGCUGGGGUGGGCGCCGUGGAGCCCUCGGCUGGUGGAGUCGGUGGCGCUCGGCUGCGUGCCCGUCAUCAUCGCAGACGACAUCCGGCUGCCCUUCCCGGAGGCGGUGCGGUGGCCGGAGAUAUCGGUGACGGUGGCGGAGGCAGACGUCGGCCGGCUUGAGGCGACGCUCGACCACGUGGCGGCCACCAAUCUGUCGGCGAUCCAGCGGAAUCUGUGGGACCCAGCCCGGCGGCGCUCCCUGCUCUUCCACCGCCCCACGGAGCAGGGCGACGCGACGUGGCACGUUCUCAGGGCGCUCGAGGGGAUGAGGCUCCGCCGCCGGCCGUGGCGGCCGAGGUGAGGCGGUGCAAACCGACACGUGGAGGUAGCGCGGCGGUCGUACACGGCGAGCGGUCACGGGCUGUCGCGCUCGCUUCACGAGCGUGUCGUGUGACGUAGAUCGGUCGGACAUCCCCGUUUUCUGUUAUUUAUUUAUUUCACUAUUCACAAAAUUAUACAAUUAAAAAAGAAAUUAUUACAA
This is a messenger RNA of Musa acuminata AAA Group (dessert banana), 1891 nucleotides long. Its product is annotated as probable glucuronosyltransferase Os03g0107900. The record is from RefSeq and is a predicted model, not a curated record. The coding region runs from base 443 to 1711 and encodes 422 amino acids. Gene Ontology annotation, molecular function: glycosyltransferase activity. Lineage: Eukaryota; Viridiplantae; Streptophyta; Magnoliopsida; Zingiberales; Musaceae. Gene Ontology annotation, biological process: glucuronoxylan biosynthetic process. The transcript has 3 exons.